GGACAUGGCUCAAGCAAAGUACUCUAAAGAAGAUGCGACUCUCUUUCCGACAGACGACCCGACGCUCAUAUCGUUUGACUAUGGCGCACCAGGGCCUGACCUCCUUCCAGUAAAGUUGAUACCCAUCGCAGCUCAGACACGGUUUGCUCGCGAUGAUGCGGACCAUGCAUUGCAAUAUGGUCCCGUUUUGGGGGAUAAGGAAUUUCGAGUGGAGUUGGCAAAGUUUUUGACCAAAGAGUAUGCUGAUGUACCAGUGAACUAUGAGAAUUUGGCUGUGACGAGUGGAGCCACGCAGUCGUUUUUCAAUAUCAUUACACUCUUUACCUACUCCAAAACCAUUUUCCUGGUCGAAGACCCAACGUACUUUCUUGCUAUUCGCAUGCUCGCUGACCAUGGUUUCUCUGGCGACCGCUUGAUCCCCAUCCCAACCGACGAACACGGACUCCAGGUUGACGCCGUUGCGGAAACCCUCUCCAGACUCUCGUCCACGCAAUCGGACGACACGUGUCCCCCGGGACGGUACCCGUACCUUCUCUACCUUGUCCCUAAUCACAACAAUCCAACAGGAUCAACGCUUAUCAGCACACGACGCGAACAACUAGUCAAGUUGGCCCGCAAACAUAAUGUCUUGGUUGUCUGCGACGAUGUAUAUAACCUAUUGCACUACGACCCUACGACACCGCCUACAAAGCGGGUGGUCGCUUAUGAUGAUCUAAAAGGCUCGGGCAACGUGAUUUCCAACUGCAGUUUUAGCAAAAUAUUUGCCCCGGGUGUUCGCGUGGGUUGGAUAGAGGCUGCGACGGGCAUCAUUAACCGGCUGGCGGGGUCGGGUGUCAUGUACAGUGGCGGUUCACCAAACCACCUGACAACCGGCCUUCUCACCUCUCUUCUUCAAACCUCUCACUUUUCUCAAAACCUUGUCUCCCUCCGCACCACUUACGCAACACGCAUGAACGCCAUGAUUACUACCCUCCAAACCCAUCUCCCUCCUACGGCCCACUUUGUCCCCCCCAAAGGCGGUUACUUUAUCUGGAUCACCCUUCCUCCGCACAUUAACACAACGCAACUGAAACAGGCCCUCUUUUCCUCGUCUACCACUGCAAACCCAGUAUUUUCAUCACUCGUCAAGGAACGCGUGAGCUUUAAACCCGGCGCAGAGUUUUCGCUCAAAGGGGAUACGUGUCAGAAUUGCUUGAGAUUGAGUUUUGCGUACUAUGAUGUCAAUAUUUUGGUGGAGGGGUGUAAGCGCUUGUGUAGGGUUCUUAAAAGUGUUUGUUGAAACUAUUAGGCAUUUUGAGGAUUCUUUUGCUUGUCUUUUGUGUUUUCUCAAAAACGGUCUUUUCGAAAAGGUGGUGGAUCAAAAUGGAAUUCAUCUUUGGUGCGUCACAGCAGA
Messenger RNA from Spizellomyces punctatus DAOM BR117, 1393 nucleotides. RefSeq lists its product as uncharacterized. Lineage: Eukaryota; Fungi; Chytridiomycota; Chytridiomycetes; Spizellomycetales; Spizellomycetaceae. Bases 5 to 1279 code for a protein of 424 amino acids. The record is from RefSeq and is a predicted model, not a curated record. Gene Ontology annotation, biological process: biosynthetic process. Gene Ontology annotation, molecular function: L-2-aminoadipate:2-oxoglutarate transaminase activity; pyridoxal phosphate binding. The transcript is spliced from 5 exons.